UUAAAGGAGGGGAUUAACUGCGAGUCUGAGCUGUGCGGAGUUGAACUUUCUAUGAAAUCGUCCUUGUUUCUACAGUACACAGUCUAAACUUGUAAACUUCGACAACCUUGGAAAAAAAAGCAUCAAACUCAGACGAAAAGCCCGUUGCUCGGUAGUCGGUAUAUUCAGAUAAGCUGUUUUUUUUUUUGUCAAUUUCUUUUCGCUUUGAACUCAUGCAUAAGUGGUCUGAACGCCAAUUCUUGGCUCUUACGCCAUUUUCGAUGAUGCUUUAGUGAUGCUUGAUUGAUAUAUAACCUUUCGAGUGUCUCUGUGUCCAAGGAAGUAGAACUUGUUGUGCAGCAUAUGAGACAAGAAACAAGAAAGGCCCUUUGUAGUUUUUACCUUAAUGACUUGUUUGUAAAGAACCACUUUUGAUCUUUUCUCUCACAAUUUUUUCUUCCAGGUCCAUUUUGUUCUGCUGCUGCGGGCGUAUUUUGCUUCGAUCAUUUGGGUGGCUUUCUUUUCGGCUUUUGGAACAAAAUGGAGGUGGGUCGUGGAGAAAGAGAGUCUUCGACAUUGCCGUCCCGUUUGUCACCUUUCGCUCGGCCCUUCAGGCUUCAAUCCCCAACCCGCUUUGAAUUCGAUGACAAACUCAUGCCAGCAACCUUUUACACCUUCACUUGACGAUUCCCAGAGUUCCAACCCUUCUUUAUCCUUGGCCGGUUCCUUUCCUGAUCUCAAUUUGGACGGAGAUUUGGUAUUUGAUGCGCCUUGGGAGGCUUAUAAAUAUCGUGACCAUCAGUCUGAUAGGGGUAUCACGGAUUUCCCAUAUGAUAAUCCUUCUGAUUUUGAUGGGCAAUCUACUUAUUAUCCAUCACUAUAAUUAUUGCGAGGAAUUAGUCUGACUACUGUGCCUUAUGACUCGGACUUAGAUGCUAUGAUAUUAAACAAGUCCCUCGAUUACAACCAGAACUGGUCAGUUUUUGGCUAUGUCGGCCAAAAGGCUGAUGGCGGUGAUGGCACAUGUAAUGCGGAACAGGACACAAGGAGGGGUCAUCAAGGGAGUUUUUCUGGAAGGUUCGUUCAGGGGCGUUAGGAAGCUUGCAAACUCAAGAGUAGCAUGGACAAAGCCUAUGGCUGUUUUGCGAGAGCCUGAAAAUCAGGAUCACCAUUAUGGGCAAAACAGUUCUACUGCAUUUACUGAGAAAAGGCUGAAUUCUUUACCUUCAUGCAGUGAAGUAGGUGUUGAGAAGAGCAAUGACAUUGUCCAGCGGUUAGGAAAGUUUGCCAUCCAGGAAGAAAAACCAUAAACAGAAAGGUGCCAGGAAUUCUAUUCGAAAGAAGAGAAUGAUGGAAUGUCUGAUGUUCCACUUGAGCCAAGCAUGGGUAUUCUUGUUCGAGGCCAAAGCUACAAAUUCCUCUCCUAUUUAUUAGAAUGGUACGUACAAGUGUUUUGUUUAAGGAUAGCAUAGGUUACAUUACGGAAUGGUGUGUAAUAUAUAUUAGUCAUGCAUGCAUGUAUCAUGGAGAGAUUGUACGGGAUAUGUCUGACUCAAAUAUGGGUGAAGCUUAAUCUUGAAAAGUUUGAUAUUCGUCAUGAUCUUAGAGAGGCAACAGACAAACACUCGGUGAUUUUACCAAUGAUAAAACUGGAGGCUGUAAUUAGGAAAAUGAAAUGGGUGGUGAACUUGAAUGCAGUGUCAUUAGUUUUUAGUUCAACUAGUCGUGCACUAAAAAAUGAUUAAUUUUCAAUUUUGUAAUAACUUGAUUGUAGAGUUUUCUAAAUGUAGUUUUCUUCUAUUACUAAUCGUAGAGUUUCCUAAAGUGUUCCAGGUUCUUAAAACUUCAAAUUAUUAAUUGUCAUUGAUAUAAUAUUUCAAGUUCUUUGAAACUUAAAUGACCUAAUUCAUUGUUAUUAAUGGAGGACUGGAUAGCGUGGAUUAACAAGAGUAAAGCUUCUGCUUCGAAAAUUAUAAAUGCUAUAGAUGGUUAAAACUUUGAGCUUGGAGUUAAUAUUCAGCGAUGAUGAUGCAACUAGUUUAACAUGGUUUUGUGAGGAAUACUUUGACUGGCAGGUUCUGGGGUUGGCUGAAGCUAUCAAUAGAAAUGGGGGGGCAUGAACUGUGGCUCAGGUUCUGUGACAAAAAUGACACCUCAAAUUGUGAUUUGAACUUUAGGCAGAUCAACUCCGCCAUAUGAAUAGUCUUUGCAAAGGCACAUUUUUCUGAUACCAUUGUGCUUGUAUAUAUGCGAGAGUACUCAUUCUGGUUUUGCAAUGAAUGGAUGACAAUUCUAUCAAACCAGGUCAUGUGCCGGCCGCCGGCCCGUCUGCCUGAUUUGGGCAAGUUGAACUCCUUUUUGGUAAUCGAUUUCUAGGUAUUAUUAUAAAUAUUGAUCUAAUCAAGUUUUUCGGUCGGCCCAAGCUUAGUACGUACGUGAGUAAGAAGACGUAUAUCCUGGAGAGGCCCCUUAAAACAGCCUAUUCCUACAAGACAUGAUGAUCAGGUGGCUUUUUCCUUGGCUUAAAUCUCAUUCUUUCUUAGGGCAGACAGGACUUGAUCAUCUGCACGAGUUCUCUUGUUUAACUUGAGGCACUGGAUUCUCCAUUUAUUUCCCUUGCUUGUUCUUUGUUUUGUUUUUUUCAAUCAUUAAUCAAAUUUUAAGGCCAGAAUGGCAAGACA
Carya illinoinensis is the source of this 2660-nucleotide messenger RNA. RefSeq lists its product as uncharacterized. The record is from RefSeq and is a predicted model, not a curated record. The transcript has 3 exons. Lineage: Eukaryota; Viridiplantae; Streptophyta; Magnoliopsida; Fagales; Juglandaceae. The coding region runs from base 969 to 1289 and encodes 106 amino acids.